This is a messenger RNA of Danaus plexippus (monarch butterfly), 1680 nucleotides long. It is a transcript of the gene Arf102F, whose product is annotated as ADP-ribosylation factor 2. Gene Ontology annotation, molecular function: GTPase activity; GTP binding. The transcript has 4 exons. NCBI's taxonomy places the organism in Eukaryota, Metazoa, Arthropoda, Insecta, Lepidoptera, Nymphalidae. Gene Ontology annotation, cellular component: plasma membrane; cytoplasm. Gene Ontology annotation, biological process: vesicle-mediated transport; intracellular protein transport. The record is from RefSeq and is a predicted model, not a curated record. The coding region runs from base 97 to 639 and encodes 180 amino acids.
ACGAUUGAGGAUUGACGUAUAGGAAUCAUCGGUUCUUUAACAAGGGUAUAUAAUAGUGAUUUUGUAUAUAAGUAAACCAACAGUGAGCUCAGAAACAUGGGUCUCACAAUUUCUAGUGUUUUUACUCGACUAUUUGGAAAAAAACAAAUGCGUAUCCUAAUGGUUGGUCUUGAUGCCGCUGGCAAAACAACAAUACUAUAUAAGCUAAAACUUGGUGAAAUCGUAACCACCAUACCGACUAUUGGUUUCAAUGUAGAGACGGUUGAAUAUAAAAACAUUAGCUUUACUGUUUGGGAUGUCGGCGGCCAAGACAAGAUCAGGCCAUUAUGGCGCCACUACUACCAAAACACACAAGGACUGAUAUUUGUUGUUGAUUCAAGUGAUACCAAAAGGAUAGCAGAAGCCGAAAAUGAACUUGCUAAUAUGCUUAAAGAAGAUGAACUUAGAGAUGCUGUGAUAUUAGUAUUUGCAAACAAGCAAGACAUGCCUAAUGCAAUGAAUGCAGCAGAACUUACAAAUGCCCUCAACUUGAAUAACUUGAGAAACCGUCGUUGGUAUAUACAAGCUACGUGUGCCACACAGGGGCAGGGACUCUAUGAAGGUCUGGACUGGCUUUCAAAUGAAUUGGCAAACAAGUGAGCUGGUUAACAACAUGGGGAUUACCAUCAGUCCUAUAAAAAUAAAUUUUCAGAGUCAACAGGAGUUUCCUCUAAUACCUCUUAAUUGGAAAUAUUAUUUAAGUUUAUUUAAAAAAUUUACUAAGUAACAUAAUAUCACUCUUUUGAUUGAUGUUUCAAAUCAAUAAAUAUUUAUUAUUAUGAACGGACAUACAAAACUGAUCGUCCUAUGUGGCUACACACAUGAGAAACCACUAUUUUCAAUUAUUUCAGUUCUGAAAUUGAUUGUAGCUAAGUUAUUCUGGCUCAAGGAAACAUAAGUUUUUUCUUUUUGUACUUUACUUUCAUGUGUUAAAUCUGAGCCACAUCCAAAUAAUAUAUAUAUAUUGUAUUAUAUAAUUUUGCAUUCCAUUUAUGAUUCGAUUAAUAAAAUUGCCUUUAUAAAAAAAUAUUUUUACACGUGAAGCAAAUAAUAACAGGCAUUUACCGCAAAAAAUCUAAAUUGUAAACUGAUGCCCUUCAAACACACCAAUCUUUUUUAAUUUUCUUAAUAUGGUAAAUCUAUCGUCAUGUCUGAUUAAGUGUAAAAAAUAUUAAAAAAAAAAAUGAAACCUACAAGACAUAAAGCACAAAGAUUUUUGAAUCUUGAUAGGUAACAUUCGAAUAACUAUUAAAAUUAACUAACAAUGUUUGUACCCCAAAGUUAUUAAGUGCCGAUAUCUGCGUGCUUUCUACAUGGUAUGUUUUUUAUUUGAACUCGCACCUUCAAUAUAAUAAUUUAGUUUUUGAUUUGCACAUACAGUAAGUUCGAUAUAAUUUAAAUAUAAUUAUUCAUAGAUAAAAAAAAAAUAAACGUAAACGACUUUUAUACCAAGAACAGGAAUAAUAACAUUGAAUAUUCAUAUUUAUUGAUGUUGUAUCCAUGAAUAACUAUUUUAUUGUCGUUGCAAAAUAAAUGUAAAAAUGUAUGGCCAAAAAUGUUAUGUGAAAAUGCUUUAUGUCCUACAUUUUGCUUUGAAUAUAAUAUUAUUGUAAUGGCGAAUAAAUAUAGGUGUACAUAAAA